ACUAAUUCUGUUGCCUUUUCUUGAGAAGGGUCCAAUCCGAUGUCCUCUUUGACGUCGAAGCUCAUCAUGGACUGACGGUGUUUUUCGCACGGGCUUUCUAUUUUUUCUUCUACCCGGAAACUGUCAAACCGAAUCAGACCGGUGACGUUUUAGUGUAUGAUGACGCGUAAACUGACGUGAGAAUACUCACUUUUUUUGUAGUAAGUUUCCCGAUAUUUUCCCCGUUGACAGUUGCCUUAGCCGCAGUUCCGUUUCUUCGCGAAAGCAUGCAUGAUGUUAGUAUCGAUUUUUAUUUUUACAUUGACGUCCCCAUUGCCGUGUAUGUUAAGUGAUAUUACCCAACCCGACCAUGAACCUACAUCGAACACACAACUCGACCUAGAACCUACAUCGAACACACAACCCGACCAAGAACCUUUAUUGAACACCCAACCCGACCUAAAAGCUACAUUGAAAAUGGUCGCUUAUGUGCACGAAGCCACCCUGCAAGCUUGCGGUGAUCUCGGUCUGUUUCCCACACGGAUGAUGUUGCAUAACGCCUCAAUGUAUUGCUGGCAAGCGUUCGACACACUCCAUAAAUUGGGUGGGGAAUUUGAAAAACCGGAAUGCCGCCACUUUUUCGGAGUGCCAGGUUGUCGUCGCCGUGGCCCGUUCAGGACCUACAAAUGCACCGUCCAGGUUCGCAGGAAUCGUUUCACAAGAAUACCCUACAUCGGUGAUAACCUCGAUCUUAGUCGAGUGGAGACUACAACCCUUACUUACUGCGCCAGACCUAUCAUUAACUGGAAGAAAAACCUUGAGCGGAAGGAGAAAGUUGCUAAGAGGAAGAAGAAAAAGUUGUAGAGAAAGAAUAAAAAACCUCCUGGGAAAAUUUAA
This is a messenger RNA of Bemisia tabaci, 876 nucleotides long. Lineage: Eukaryota; Metazoa; Arthropoda; Insecta; Hemiptera; Aleyrodidae. The record is from RefSeq and is a predicted model, not a curated record.